This is a messenger RNA of Diplodia corticola, 2997 nucleotides long. RefSeq names its product arylsulfotransferase protein. The coding region runs from base 1 to 2997 and encodes 998 amino acids. NCBI's taxonomy places the organism in Eukaryota, Fungi, Ascomycota, Dothideomycetes, Botryosphaeriales, Botryosphaeriaceae. The transcript is spliced from 3 exons. The record is from RefSeq and is a predicted model, not a curated record.
AUGGAGAUGACUCGCCGUGGUGUUCCCCGUUGCUUGUCGUUGCCAAUUGUUGCCGCAUGCUGGCUUGCUUCCUCGUUGCCCACGCUCGCUCAGGACCCUUUCACGAACAACGACGGCCUUUACAGUUUCGUCACCCGCCCCGAGAUCAGGGCACCUAAACUCGACGUCAGAAUCUACGACAGGGAUGCCGUCGCGCCCGGGUACUGGUUUGUGGCGCCGUACAACACCAACAACGCGUGGGAAGCGCACCAGGGCCCGCUGUACGAGUCGUGCCAGGUCGGGCCGGCGAUAUACGACGGCGACGGGGAGCUGAUCUGGAGCGGGGCCUGCCUCUUCAACAACAUGAACGCCUUCGACUUCCGGCCCAUCGACUACGGCGGCAAGAAGUACCUCUCGCUCAACGUCGGGCGCGGCUCGCCGUCCGUCUACGGCGCGGGGCUCAUCCUGUCCGACACGUACGAGACGGUGCGCGAGGUGCAGCUGAGCGCCCACACGGCCGACUUCAACCAGCACGAGUUCAGCGUCAUCGACGACGGCGCCGCCGCGCUGUACGUCACCGAGCAGCCGCACCGCGUGCCCGGCGCCCCCAUCGGCCUGGGCAACGCCUCGGAGCUGUGGGCCCGCAGCAACGGCGUCGUCGAGGAGAGCCUGCUGUGGGGCCGCGAGGAGACGCGCGACUUCGACUGGGACUGCAUCGACCGCGUCCCGCUGAACGAGAGCACCUUUCCGUGGCCCGACGUGCCCGACGAGGGCCGCGGCUGGGACUACAUGCACAUGAACUCCAUCGACAAGUUCCCCGACGGCGACUACCUCGUCUCCAUGCGCUACUCCGACUCGCUGAUGCGCGUCGCCGCCGCCGACGGCUCCAUCGCCUGGCGCCUCGGCGGCCGCGCCUCCGACUUCGCCAUGGCGCAGCCCGACGGCGACCAGCUCUCCUUCUCGCGCCAGCACCACGCCCGCAUCGUCUCGACCAACUCGACCCACACCGUCGUCUCGCUGCUCGACAACGCCGCCGGCAGCCUCGGCACCGACGACGCCACCACCGCCGACGAGAGCGCCGCCCUCGUCGUCCGCCUCCACCACGACCCGGCCGACCCGUCCCGCCGGUCGUGGGCCGCCGAGCUCCUGCGCCGCCUCCCCCGCCCGGACGGCGACUACUCGCGCCUCCGCGGCUCCGUCCAGCUGCUCCUGCCACAGCCACAGCCCCAGCCCCAGCAGCCCCAGGACGCCGACGACGCAGACGCCGAUGCCGCUCCGUACUACUACUACCCGUCCUCCCUCACCCACAUCCACGACCGCUACCCGGACUGGGAAUCCUCCGCCAACAUCCUCGCCUGCUGGUCCAAAGACGGCUACGCCACCGAGUUCGCGCCGCCAUCCCGGGCCAACACCUCCACCGACACCACCGACACCACCGACACCACCGACACCAACCCCACCAACCCCAUGCACAUCGCCGCCGAAAUCCGCUUCGCCACCUCCCACCUCGACACCUACCGCGCCUUCAAGCACACGGGCUUCGUCGGCCGCCCCGCGACCGAACCGCCCGUCGUCAAGGCCUUCGCGUUCGGCGACGUCACGGGCCAGCAUUCGGGCGUCGUCGACGCGAGCGGUCGCGGCGUCGGGCAGGCGAUGACGGUCGCGUACGUGAGCUGGAACGGGGCGACGGAGGUGAGGGCGUGGCGGGUGUUUGGGGAGGUGGUGAGGGAUGGGGGGGUGGUGGUUGUGGGUUCGGCGGGGGAGGGGGAGGAGGAGGGGAAGGAGGGGGAGGAGGGGGGGAAGGGAAAGGAAGGGAAGGGGAGGGGGCCGGCGACGUAUGGGGAGCUGUUCGGGCUGGCGGGUGAUGUUGACGCCGACGACACCAGUCCCCCGUCCCCAUCCCCAUUCCCGAUUGCAUCCCCACCCCCAUCCCCAUCCACCCAGCACCCCGCCGACGCCGACGAGAACAGCAAACCCUCCUCCCCGCAAACACAAACAACCCCCCAAAAGCGCACCCCCUCCAAAAUCCCCUACCCCCCCGCCCCCCUCCCCCCGGACUCCCCCCCUCUAACCGCCCACCUCGGCACCUUCCCCCGCUCCGGCUUCGAGACCGUCCUCACCAUCCCCAACCUGCCCAUCUCCCGCCUGUGGGUCGAAGCCCUCGACAGCACCGGCACCGGCGCCACCGUCCUCGGCCGCUCCGAGACGGUGACGGUCGUCGUGCCGGCGGGCCAGCGGCCGUAUGAGCCGGUCGACGUUCUUGCGGGGCAGCACGAAGGGGAUGAUGGUGCGGCAGCUGUGGGGAAUGGCGAUUUCGUGUUUGCGGAUGAGAGGGAGGGGUUCAUCGGGUUGGUGAAGGUGCCGCCGCAGGCGGUGGGGGGUGGGGCGUGGGGGUAUGCGAGUGUGGUUGGUGGUCAGGGUGGAGAGGGUGACGCGUGGUGGUGGGGGUGGGUGGUGGUUGUUGGGGUUGGGGCCGGGGUCGGGGUGGGGGCGGCGGCGGUGGUGUUGGGGGUUUGGUGGGGGUGGAGUGUGUGGAGGGCUUGGGGGAGGAGGAGGAGGGGGGAACGCGGUGGAGGAGGAGGAGGAGCGGGGGGGAGGAGGGGGUGGAGGGGGUGGAAGGGCAAGGGAAAGGGGAAGGCGAAGGCGUCGGUGGAUAAGGGCAAGUAUAGGGCUGUUGCUGGGGAUGAUGGCGACGACGACGACGACGAUGAUUUCAAUGGCGAUGAGGAGGAGGCGAUGGAGUUGGUGGAGACGUCGGGAAGUGAAGGGGGCAGUGACGAGUAUCUCGGCCGGUUGGAUUGGGCGCCAGUGAGUUUCGGGAGGGGCGCUGCGGGCGUGGGUGAUGCGGGGAGGGGGAGCAGGUUCGACGAGGAGAUGACGUUGGGAGAUGUGAGGAGGGGGCUGGCCCAGGUGAGGCAGCAGCAUCAGAGGAGCGCGAGCCAGGCGGAAUACUGGAACGCGGGAGCCACGCCGUUGGUGAUGCAGGCGAAGAAUAAGUGGAACGAAGAGCCGAGGUAG